Messenger RNA from Folsomia candida, 1048 nucleotides. RefSeq lists its product as uncharacterized. NCBI's taxonomy places the organism in Eukaryota, Metazoa, Arthropoda, Collembola, Entomobryomorpha, Isotomidae. The transcript has 2 exons. The record is from RefSeq and is a predicted model, not a curated record. Bases 155 to 967 code for a protein of 270 amino acids.
CUUCUUAAAUGGGCAGUUUGAAUUGCUAAUUAUUACUAAUUUUACUCUCUUUAAGAUUUGACACUUCUUUUGGCCGUGGUUCCUCCACUGCCAGUUCAUAAAUUGAGAGUCACUGUCCAAAUAUUUUAGGAAAUUAUAUAUUUCCCCUAAAAUUAUGUGUUCCCAAAUCUUCUUAAUUAUCUUGUUGGCUAGUUUUUUAGCCCCUGAUUUAGGCGUUUCUGCCAACGGAUUUUAUCCCGACCACACAAAUCAUGCCGUUUCAUACGAAGACGAGUAUGAAGCCUUUGAGAACGAUUUAAUCGCAUCAAUACCGGAAACCAAGAGCAGAGCGAAGCGUUUCAUUUACAUGAACACUGAUACCUUUGUCGCAGUCGCACUGCUCGUCGGAGUCCCACUCUCCAUCGUGUUGCCAUCACUGGGAAAUAUUUUCAAUAAGUGGAGAAGACGACGCAGUACGGGAGAAAGUGACGCUUAUCCAUUCACAGAAGAUGAUCCCGCAGUGCAGCCAAAAUUGGAUAGAAUUUCGACGUAUUUCAAUUUGGUGGAUAUACCCGAACAUUCCUGCCAACUCCGAGCAAUUUGCGAAUUCUCCGCAAACCCCGACAAGUAUUACCCAUUGUCAGAAAUGAUUCUGAGCCGAAUUCGAAAUCCUAACCUGCCGUCUAUGAUUUACCUGGAAAAUUCUCCCUUGCCGUUGAGAAUUGUGGAUAACACGACAACUCCUAAAAGUGGGAAUGGUUCAGACUCUUCUUCAAGUAACCAACCUGCUCCUAAAAGUCUCUUCAAAAUUUAUAACGGCGCAGCCAAUCUAGGGUCAGAGUACGGGUAUAAUCGUUGCGAAACAAAUUUUGGGUCCGAUUGUCAUUAUUCCAUGGAUAAGUUGCUGAACAUGCCCACGCUCAGAUUUUGGACGGCUAUGCAACGCUUUCUUAAAUUAAAAUUUACCGAUGGCAAUCUCAGUUUUUGAAAAAACGGUUUUCUAUAUAAAAUGAUACUAUUGUAUUGUGUUGAAUUAUUACAUGAAUGUAAAUACAUACAUUUUAAGUUA